This is a messenger RNA of Vicia villosa (hairy vetch), 1635 nucleotides long. RefSeq names its product peptide chain release factor 1, mitochondrial. Lineage: Eukaryota; Viridiplantae; Streptophyta; Magnoliopsida; Fabales; Fabaceae. Gene Ontology annotation, molecular function: translation release factor activity, codon specific. The transcript has 11 exons. Gene Ontology annotation, biological process: translational termination. The record is from RefSeq and is a predicted model, not a curated record. Bases 121 to 1350 code for a protein of 409 amino acids.
CAAUGGAUUUUAUAAUGGUUUUUCACACUUUCAACUCUCUCGAAAUGCGAAUAGCAGAGAAGAACAGCUUAGAGAUUCUUUCACUUCAUUUCACUCCGAUUGUUAGAAAAAGCGUUACCAAUGAGAAUUCAUGCUAGAUUUUUCAAUUUCCGUCAUCUUCUUCGGUUGCGAAACCAAUACGAAUCAAAAUCCAAACUCACACUUCCAAAUUUCCGUCAUCGUCCUUACUCUUCCGAAGUUCAACCUGAAAUUUCGCCGGAUCUGUUAAACAUAAUGGAACAACGAUUCUCAGCUAUUAAGUAUAGGGCUAAGUCUCUUGAUAAUCUCAUUAAUCAGCCAGAAGUGUCGCCAUCCGAGUAUGCAAGAGCUAACAAGGAGCUUCGAAAGCUCAGUGGUUCGGUGGAACUUAUUAAUGAACUGAAGGAUAAACAGAAGGAAAUUGAUGGCUUGAAGUCACUAAUGACUGAAUGUUCUGAAGACAAAGACAUGCUUAAUAUGGCAACAGAGGAAAUGGGUCAAGCCAUAGAGGAAGUAAGAAAACUGCAGAAUUUGUUGCUGAAGUCAUUACUUCCUAAGGAUGAUGCUGAUGAAAGAGAUUGCAUUUUGGAGGUACGAGCAGGGAGUGGUGGGGAGGAAGCUUCCUUGUUUGCAAUGAACAUCCUUAAGAUGUAUGAGAAGUAUGCUCACAACAAAGGCUGGAAGUUUGAAGUGGUAGAUAUAGCUCAAUCUGAUAUGAAGGGAUUCAAGGAGGCUAGUGCAGCUAUUGUAGGAGUUGGUGUUUUUGGGAAACUAAAAUUCGAGAGUGGAAUUCAUAGAGUACAGCGAGUUCCUGUCACCGAAAAAUUGGGACGCGUUCAUACCAGUGCUGUUUCUGUUGCAAUUCUCCCUCAGGCCGAUGAGGUCGAUGUUCAGUUAAAAAAUGAAGACUUAAAAAUUGACACCUAUAGAUCUGGUGGUUCAGGUGGUCAGCAUGCAAAUACAACUAACAGUGCUGUUCGAAUAACUCACCUUCCAUCUGGGAUUGUGGUUGCUAUACAAGAUGAGCGUUCUCAGCAUAUGAAUAAGGCCAAAGCUCUCAAGGUACUGUGUGCAAAGCUAUAUGAAAUGGAAAGGAUAAGACUUCAUAGUAGUCGAUCAAAGCUCCGAUCAGAGCAGAUCGGUAGUGGGGACAGAUCUGAACGCAUUCGAACAUACAAUUUUCCUCAAGGCCGCGUAACUGAUCAUAGAGUUGGUAUCACUUAUCACAACAUAGAAGAUGUGAUGCUAGGAGAGAGUCUUGAUGUCUUCAUUGACGCUCUCCUUCUGAAAGAAGAAAUGGAUGCAAUUGCAACUUUUAGUUCUUCUACCUAAGCCGGUGGGUGAAGAUUUUGCUUAACAUUAAUUCACUGUUUUAUUUAUGUAAUUCCCUCACCAAAAUGAACGAGUUUCGUAUGUUGUUUUAAACGCUAGGCAGAGAAAGAGCAUAGCACAUAGUGAUUUGUGUGUGACUGACUAAAUGAGAAUAACAUGCAUUUGGUUUCUCUAAAAUAAAUUUCACUUUAGAGAGAAAGAUGUCAAAAAGUUUAAUUGCUCAUAAGAAAAUUUAUGAUCUAUGAUAGUAUGCGGAAUACAUUUUGUUUAUGCAAAUAAACUCAU